Gekko japonicus is the source of this 929-nucleotide messenger RNA. RefSeq names its product collagen alpha-1(XXIII) chain-like. The record is from RefSeq and is a predicted model, not a curated record. Lineage: Eukaryota; Metazoa; Chordata; Lepidosauria; Squamata; Gekkonidae. Bases 396 to 929 code for a protein of 177 amino acids. The transcript is spliced from 6 exons.
CGGGACUAUUUGCAUAGCUCUAGCGUGCGCUGGGAGGAAACGGAGGAGGGGUUGGGAGAGGCAAUCCAUUUAGGAAUCCCCGGGGAGGGCCGCGAGCAGGGGCUCCCCUCCCCAGUCCCAGAGUAGUGAGGGAGGAGAGUCCGUCCGUCACCCACCUACCUACCCACCCACCCCUACUCCUGCCCCCGCCCUGCGCAGCUGGAGGGCCAUGCUCGGGAAAGAGGCCACACUUCCCAAACUUCCUGCCCCACUUUCGCGGCCGCCGGCUGCCAAGAGCUGCUGCUGCCGCUGAGCGAGCAGGACAGGCACAGGAGCCGCCGGGCGCCCGCCACCUCCAGCUCCCAGGGGGGGAAGCGGAGCGCCUGCAGCGUCUUCCCCGGCGGAGCGCGCGCGCAAUGAGCGAGCCUCGGGAACAGGCGGCGGCGGCGGCAGCGGCGGCUUCGCCCCAAGGCGGCUGCCGGUGUGCUGGCGGGGGAGUUGGCAGGGCCCCCGCCGUCCUCUCGCUCCUCUUCUCGCUCCUCUCGGUGGGCGCCUGCUUCUUGCUCAGCGCCAGGACGUCCAAGCUACAGGGCCGGCUGGUGGCCCUCGAGGGAGAGCUGGCCAGCCGCGCUUGGAGCCCCGGAGACCAACUCGACGCGGAGCCUUGGCUCGCCCUGCUUCAGCCUCAGGUGGACAGAGUUUUGCAGGAGAAACUGGGUGAAGGAUUAGCUAAACUACGCACAGCACGAGAGGCUCCAUCUGAGUGCAGGUGCCCACCAGGUCCACCAGGAAGGCGAGGAAAGCCUGGGCGACGAGGAGAACCAGGUCCUCCAGGGCAGUCAGGACGAGAUGGUUACCCGACUUAUGCUGGAAUGCCAGCUGGUUCUUCUCAGUUGUUUUGUGAAGAGAUCUUUUCCCUCUUGGAAGACAAAGCUGAACCCAGGGAAUAG